UCCUCUGGCUGAGAUCCCAUUGCCGCCGUCGCUCCUCCGUCCAUCUACAUACAUAAGCAGCUAAUCAGGGAAGAAGAUCCACAGAUCACAAGCUUGCAACAGAUCAUUGCUGUCGCCCGUUCAGUUCCAUCAGCAUCAAAGCCGACGGUUUCCUCGCUCUGCAGAGUCGAGUGCCGGCCAUGGAGGUGGGCAUCGAGGCGGCGCGUUGGGUGGUCGGAAAGGCCCUGGGAGCUGCCUCGGGCGGGGUGCUGGAGGCCUGGGCGGCGAGCUCCGAGCUCGGCCCCAACAUCCGGGCUCUCAGGAUGGAGCUGCUCUACGCGCAGGGGAUGCUCAGCAAUGCCCGCAGCCGCGGCUACGGCCACGGCCCGGAGAUCCAGAACCCGGCCCUGGGGGAGCUGCUCCGGGAGCUCCGGGACCAGGCGUACCGGGCCGACGACGUGCUGGACGAGCUUGACUACUUCCGCAUCCAGGACGAGCUCGACGGCACCUACCAUGCGGCGGACGAGCAUGCCAGGGGCUGCCUCCGCAACCACGCUCUGAAUGCUCGCCACACCGCCAGAAACAUCAGGAAGAUGCUUGCUGGCUUCUCCAAGUGCUCCAGCAGCUCUGCUGAGCACGAUGAGCAAGAUGAAGAAGACAACACGAGCGGCAGAGGAGUCAAGUGUGGAGCUUGCCCAUGCCUUGGCCGCAAAAUUCCCUCUGAUGAUGAGCAAGAAGAAGAUGGAGGCGGCCGUGCAGCUCUGUGUGGAGCUGUCUGGCCGUGUGGAAGGGCAAGGGCCACCCCGGCGCUGCCAAGGCCACCGCCGACCAACCAGAGUGACCAGGCGGUUCACGCUGGCUGCAUGGCUAGGAUUUCCUCCGCUGCCUCUGACAUCAUCAACACUGUCGGUAAACACCUUCCAUGCUACCCUGACAACUCCAAUGCUGCAUCACCUGGACGUCGAUUCCUCUGUUGUGCCCGUCCCAACAAGGCACCACAGAGGGAACACGACGUGCAGGCACCAGAACUCAAGUUCGAUAGGGUUGAGAUGUCUCGAAAGAUGAAGGAGAUUGUAGAGCAGUUGAAGCCACUGUGUGCCAAGGUAUCAGCAAUUCUUAAUCUAGAAUUGCUGGACUCCAGCCGUAGCAUUGUCCAAUGCAUUGGUACCAGCCUUGACACAUGGUUCUCAAAGGGACAGUGGCCCGCACCAUCACAUAGAAAUGCUAUGAUGACCCGACCCAUAACAACUCCAGAAUUUAGAGAGCCAGAACUUUAUGGCAGGGAGCACGAGAAAAGUGACAUCAUUUUUGACAUCACUGAGGGGAAGUAUUGUGAGGAGGACCUCACAGUACUUCCAAUUGUUGGUCCGGGGGGCAUAGGAAAGACAACUCUAACACAAUACAUAUAUAAUGAUGAUGAAGUUCAGAGACAUUUUGAAGUAAAAUUGUGGGUAUGUGUAUCAGUCAAUUUCAGUGUGUAUAGAUUGACACAAGAGAUUGCAAAUCAACUCAAAACUGACAUAAAGGAUAGUCCAGAUAGGGGGAUUGAAGAUAAAUUAAAAUCCAAAAGGUUUUUGCUUGUCUUGGAUGAUAUGUGGAAUUGCAGUAAUGUGGAUGAGUGGAAUAGGUUUCUAGUGCCGUUCACAAAAGGACAAACAAAAGGCAAUGUAAUUCUAGUCACAACUCGGAUUCCUGCAUUAGCACAAAUGGUUAAAACACCUACUAGUGAUUGGAAAGACUUGAAAGGUUUAGACCCUGAAUCAUUUAAGGAGUUAUUCAGGGCCUACGCCUUUGGUGACAAGCAAUCACUGAAGGAUCAUAAUGAAUUACUAGAUACUGGAGACGAGAUUGUCAAAAAAUUAAAAGGCUCCCCCCUUGCUGCAAAAACUGUUGGAAGGUUAUUGAGAAACAACCUUGAUUUGGGUCAUUGGACUAGAAUUUUAGAAAGUAAAGAAUGGGAAUCACAGAAUGAGGAUCAUGAUAUCAUGCCAGCGUUGAAGCUUAGCUUUGACUAUCUCCCCUUCCAUCUGCAACAAUGUUUUACUUAUUGUGCACUAUUUCCAGAAGAUUAUAGAUUCAGUAGAGAAGAACUAAUUCACUUCUGGAUAGGACAAGAUGUCUUGCAUUCACAUGGUGAAAAUAAGAGGAUUGAAGAUAUAGGACUAAGCUACCUGAUAGAAUUGGUUGGUCAUGGUUUUCUUAUAAAGGAAGAAGAUGAAUAUGGGCACACUCAUUAUGUCAUUCAUGAUCUGCUACAUGAAUUAGGGCUAAAGGUUUCAGCACAUGAAUGCCUUACCAUAUACAGUUCAAAUGUGAGAUCCAUACAAAUACCCAUGUCAAUACGACACUUGUCUAUCAACAUAGAUGACUCCAGUGUCGAGGACAGGAAGACUUUUGAUAUUUGCAAAGAAGAUUUUAGUGCAUUAGGCAAAAGAUUGAAAGUUGAGAACCUACACUCUUUGAUGAUUUUUGGGAAGCACCAGAGUAGCUUUGUUAAGAUUUUUCAUGGUUUGUUCCAGAAAGCAAAAGCCCUUCGUGUUAUUUUCAUAUCUGGGAGCAGUUAUAGGGUGGAAGAUUUAUUCCACAACUUCUUUAACCUGGUCCAUCUUCGAUACCUUCGGAUACACAAUGAAUUGGGGGCUAUAUCUCAACCACCAGAGAAAAUUUCAAGGUUUUACCACAUGAGGGUCCUAGACCUACAAGGAUGCCACAAUUGCAGUGAUUUAUCAAGGCAUAUGAGAAACCUCUUAAAGUUGCGUCAUUUUCCUGUUCCAGAUGAUACAGUGCACGCAAGCAUUUCUGAGGUGGGACAAUUUAAAUUGUUACAAGAGUUAAGAAGAUUUGUGGUUAAAAAAGACAAAAUUAAGGGUUUUGAGUUGAGGCAGAUAGGACAUUUGCUAGAGCUAUGUGGAUCAUUGAGAAUUGACAAUCUUGAAAAUGUUGAAGGAAGGGAAGAAGCAGAUGAAGCAAAGCUAAUGUACAAGAGACACCUGGAAGAGUUAGUAUUGAACUGGCAUGUUAAUCUAUCCAACAAGGAUCCUGCACGUGAAGAUCAAGUUCUUGAAGGCCUCAAGCCACAUAGCAAUCUUCUAAAGCUAUGCAUUAGAGGGCAUGGAGGUCCUACUUGCCCUUCAUGGCUAGGUCCGAACCUCUCGGUUAUGAAUUUGCAAUCUCUUUGUCUGGGUGGUGUGUCUUGGAAAAUAUUUCCUCCUAUAGGUGAGUUGUGGCUAGUUAAUGAGGAUGCUGAUGAAAUUUCUAGUAAUAUCCCAGGCCAACACUUCAAAAAUUUGAAAAGGAUAGAACUUAAAAAUUUAGCAAGGCUGAAAAGAUGGGUCGUCGGUCAAUUGUUGUCCCACCUGGAAGUACUCAUCAUUAAAGAUUGCCCUGAACUCCUGGAGCUAUCCUUUUCAAAUUUUAGUUGCAGUCCGAUACUGCAGGAGCUGAGCAUUGAGAACUGUCCGAAACUGUUGUCCUUGCCUCCCAUUCCAUGGACCAGCGCUCCGCGCUCUGUUCGGCUAUCAAGAGUUGGUUUGGACUUGGAGAGAUUGCAGUUCCCAUAUGAUGAUAAUUUAUUAUCCUUGGAAAUUAUUGGAAAGAGUGAUCAGGAGGAUAUGACAGCGUCUUUCUGGAGGGUCUUGGACUUUGACAAAUUAACCGGACUAGAGAAGCUGGUGAUGGGUAACUGCCCUCCCCCGCCUCUUGAUGGCCUCCGAAAGCUGGCGUCAACUAUAAAGUUCCUGGAGAUAUCAUAUUGGAACAGGGUUACUAGUGGGAAGGAACUAACACAAAUGCUCCGUUGCCUGACGAAGCUCUCGGAAUUGAGAAUUUAUAGAUGUGGGAAGAUAGCAGGGUUAGGUGUGGUGGAGCAGCUAAAGGAGGAGGAAACAGACGAAGCGUUGCUGCUCUUGCCUCCCCAACUACAGAAGCUGGUUAUUUGGCAGUGCCCAGAGCUUAGCCUCCGAGCCGAUUCACCCUACGGCGGAAAUGGAGGCGGCCUCCAAGCUCUGUCCUCUCUCCAUUCCUUGUAUAUUAUUGGUUGCCCCAAGUUCCUCGCCUGCUAUUUGCCGUCGCCCUCUUCUUCUGGUUUUCCCUUCCCAACCUCGCUGCAAUCCCUCUGGUUUAUUGGCGUGGAGAAACUGGCGCCCCUCUCAAACCUCGCUUCUCUCGUUAACCUGCAAAUAGGGGCUUGCGUCAUCUCCGAAGGCGCGGGCUUGCUGCGUCUCCUCGCCCACAGCUGCCUCCGUGAAUUAAUCGUCUUCGGAACCCCCAAUUUGUUCUCCACUGAAUGUUGUUCAGAGGACACCCUCGAACCUUCAUCGUCCCCUUCCACCAAACUGCAGUCGCUGCAGACGGAUGACGUGGCAGGAGUCCUUGCGGCACCCAUCUCCACGCUCCUCUCUUCCUCCCUCACCAGUUUAUACCUUCUGCCUAAUGAGAUGGAGCGCCUCACAGAGGAGCAGGAGGAGGCCCUUCAGCUCCUCACCUCCCUACAGGAACUCGACUUGUCACAUUGCUACAAGCUGCAGUGCCUCCCGGCGGGGCUACAGAGACUGACAAACCUCAAGAGAUUACUGAUUCCUGGCUCUCCAGCCAUCCACUCCCUGCACAAGGACGGCCUCCCUGAUUCCCUGCAAGAAUUAGAGAUCCGCAGUGGAGACAUCCGGUCGCUGCCCAAGGACGGCCUUCCCAAUUCCCUGCGGAAAUUAAAAAUCUCCAUCUGCUCAUCCAUCCGCUCGCUGCCCAAGGACGGCCUCCCUAAUUCCCUGGAGGAAUUAGAGAUCUCCUUCUGUCCUUCCAUCCGGGGUCUCCCCAAGGGCGGCCUCCCAAGUUCACUGCAGUUAUUACAUGUCAGUAAUGGCAACAGCGAGGAGCUAAGGAGGCAGUGUCGCACGCUGAUAGGAACCAUUCCAAUAGUCAGAGUCUGACUAAAUUACUCAAGGUCUCUUGUUCAAAUGUAAAUUCUUCUAACCUCUUAGGAUUCGCUUUCUAUCGAUUGAUAGUUCUGAUUCCGAGUUGUCAAGCAUGAGCAUCUUCUCAGCAUGUGCCCUUCCACACUGUACAUAAAUCGAGGGAUCUUCUUGGAACUGUACAUUCUUAUAGGCUUGUAUGAAUCUUUCUAUAUCCAAGGAAAAUUCAGUAUUAUCAACUAUCAAUACCUCAGCAUGUAGAAAAAAACUGAUAUAUGAAAUAAGCCAGUUUAAGAGAAUGCAUCUCCGCUUGUACCAACCUUCUUAAAACACUUGCCUGCUGCCGUGGGUACUCCUGCAUGUUAUAAUUUGCAUCCUCGCAUUUUUUUUUACUCUGAAACUACUGUAUAGAUCUGAAUUGAUAUUCCAAUUUAUUUUCCUGACAUAGGAACAAUUUGCCCUUCAUACAUCUUAAUUCAUAUUCUGCCUUUCAUCAAUAUGGCUGACUAAUGGAGCAUAAUGUAGCAUAUAUUGUUAGAGACUCAACUAUGGCAAUCUCAACAUGUAACUUCCAUCCUGUACGCAAGGCUGCAUAUGACUAGCUUGUUUGGAUAUGGUGCUUAUAUGCUACUUAGCUGCACUUCUUAUUGUCGAUCACGUCCUUUGGCAGAUGUUGUGGGAUAAAUGCUCUUUUUUACCACUGUUGCAAGAGGGUAUGAGCAAUGUACUCUUCAAAACCGGAAGCUAGUUUUGGCUCAACUCAUACCAACUCAGUUGCAAACCAGCAGCAAAUGGAGUUAGCUGGAAACAACAUGGGUCCUAGUAACGGAGCAAAUAACAAUAACAACUUAGCUGCAAGGCAACGCCUACGGUGGACAAAUGAACUGCAUGAAAGAUUUGUUGAGGCUGUUACUCAACUCGGUGGUCCUGACAAAAUACAGGCUAGCAAAGUACAUUCCUGAUGCUUCAGCUGAUGGUAACAAGGCUGAUAACAAGGACCCAGGGGAUUUGCUUGCGGGACUUGAGGGAUCCUCUGGAUUGCCAAUAUCUGAAGCCCUCAAGCUGCAGAUGGAGGUCCAAAAGCGGCUGCAUGAACAGUUAGAAGUACAAAGGCAGCUGCAGCUGCGUAUUGAGGCUUAGGGAAAGUACCUCCAGAAGAUCAUUGAAGAGCAGCAGCGCUUAACUGGCGUGAAAUCUGAAACUCCUGCUGCAGGUGCUUCUGUCACAGUAUCAAGUGAUCAAUUCCCUGACUCUGAGCGGACCGAGCCCUCGACUCCUGCGCCGACAUCCAAGUCUCCAACUAAAGUUGUCACUUCCAAUAGGGACACUGGAGAACGGACUGAAGCAACCAAGAGCACCUGUCGUGGUGAUUCACUCUCCCGUCACGAGCCACUGACCCCUGAUUCCAACUGCCAGAAUGGCUCGCCUCCUGCUAGUCCAAACCAUGAGAGGGCAGCAAAGAGGCAACGAGGCAGUGGUAAUGAUUUCUUGGAUGCCGAGGCUGAUUUUUCCCUUCCGCGCAACAUCUUCGAAUCGAGCUCAGGCUCCGAGUUCCAGCCGUAUUCAAUGUCCUACUCAGGCAAUUAGCUUCUGAUGCUUUCGUCAUUGCUAGCUUGUUGAGCACAAUGUGCAUGAUCUGAUCCAUGUCUCUGUAGGUCUGGGUAGAAUGAUGCUAUCUCAAGGAUUGUAUUGUUGGUAGACAAAGUUGUAGGGGGGUUCAGUGAUUGUUUACAUGAUAUACAUGACAUCUACAAGUGCUUAGGUUUGUAACAUCUAUGUCCCAUCUGUAGUUCAGUGGAGAUGUGUUGGUGGAAGCCUAAUGUUCCGUUGCUGUGUUACCUAUACCAUGUUGUCAGCU
Panicum virgatum (switchgrass) is the source of this 6744-nucleotide messenger RNA. Its product is annotated as putative disease resistance protein RGA3. Gene Ontology annotation, biological process: defense response to other organism. Gene Ontology annotation, molecular function: ADP binding. The coding region runs from base 180 to 4904 and encodes 1574 amino acids. Lineage: Eukaryota; Viridiplantae; Streptophyta; Magnoliopsida; Poales; Poaceae. The transcript is spliced from 12 exons. The record is from RefSeq and is a predicted model, not a curated record.